Messenger RNA from Achroia grisella, 741 nucleotides. RefSeq names its product golgin subfamily A member 7. The record is from RefSeq and is a predicted model, not a curated record. Lineage: Eukaryota; Metazoa; Arthropoda; Insecta; Lepidoptera; Pyralidae. Gene Ontology annotation, biological process: peptidyl-L-cysteine S-palmitoylation; protein targeting to membrane. Bases 191 to 679 code for a protein of 162 amino acids. Gene Ontology annotation, cellular component: palmitoyltransferase complex. The transcript has 3 exons.
GCAGGUCGCUCUCUCUAGUCUCUAUCCCUUUAUUUUUUUAGCCUGAAAUCUUAAGAAUAUUGCUAAAUAAAAAAUCUAUUGACAUUAUAUUGUGAUUAACCAAUACGCAGAAAUUAUUAUGUAUUCUUAACAAUUGUGUAGCCUUCGAGAUUUCGCAUAAACUUGGACUUUGACUUAGAAGAUAGUAGCAAUGGCAAACAAUCGUAUACCUUCUGGCCCUAAUACGCCUGGAAGCCAGCAAACACCCACACAGCAAGGUAUAAAGAUAUUUAUCCAGAGAGAUUAUUCAGAAGGCACAUCGGUCAAAUUUCAAACGAGAUUUCCCCCUGAACUGGAAGAUAGAAUAGAUAGACAAUCAUUCGAAUACACAAUGGAAAGGUUGAAUGAACAUUUUGAGAUGGCAGAGAAUGCUGACUGCAGUACUUAUUGUGAGGGAUGCUUAGCUUGUCUUACCGCUUAUUUCAUCUACAUUUGUACAGAAACACAUUAUGAAAAGCACUUAAGAAAAGUCUCCAAAUUCAUAGCGACACAAAACGAAAGGGUCUACAAUCCACGAGGAGUGCAUAUAACGGAUCCUAUACUGAGAGGAUUGAGGGUUAUAGAGAUCACAGUGAUAGACCUGCCGAAUUGUCAGAGCCCAACGGGUAAUUCCACAAACACACAGAUGCGACAUACUUGACCACCACACGAGAAUAGGGAGUUUUUCAUGUAACAAUCACGGUAUUGGUUCUAAACAAAUUA